UACACCAAAUCUUCUUUGCAUAAAAGUCACAGAAUUGUGGGAGUUUAGUUUUGCACAAAAAUGGCCAAUUUGUGGCCAAAUCUAAUCUGUGCAUUGGCAGUAGUCUUAUUAGCCAUCAAUGUAGCAGCUGAUGAUGAUCACAAGCCUUAUGUUUAUGCAUCUCCACCUCCACCACAUUACUUGUACAAAUCCCCUCCACCACCACAUUACCGCCACAAAUCACCACCUCCAUACCACAAGAAGUCUCCUCCACCACCGCAUUACCGUUAUGAGUCCCCACUACCACCAUCUCCGUCACCACAACCUCCUCCUUACAUCUACAAAUCCCCACCUUCUCCAUCUCCAUCACCACUGCCUCCCUAUGUCUACAAAUCCCCACCUCCCCCAUCUCCAUCACCUCCUCCACCCUACAUCUAUAAAUCUCCACCACCUCCCUCACCGUCUCCUCCACCUCCUUACAUUUACAAAUCACCACCACCACCAUCUCCAUCACCUCCUCCUCCAUACAUCUACAAGUCACCACCUCCCCCAUCACCAUCACCUCCUCCUCCCUACAUCUAUAAAUCUCCACCACCACCCUCAUCAUCCCCCCCACCUCCUUAUAUUUACAAGUCACCUCCACCACCUCCUCCUUCACCUCCUCCUCCAUAUGUCUACAAGUCACCACCUCCUCCAUCUCCAUCACCUCCUCCUCCAUAUGUCUACAAGUCACCUCCUCCACCCUCUCCCUCACCUCCCCCUCCAUAUAUUUACAAAUCACCACCACCACCACCCCCAUCUCCGUCACCACCUCCACCCUAUGUCUACAAGUCACCUCCUCCUCCAUCCCCUCCACCCCCUCCACCUUAUGUUUAUAAAUCUCCUCCACCACCAUCCCCACCACCGCCAUCCCCAUACUACUAUAAAUCACCACCACCUCCGAAAUACUAAAACUAAUCAUUAUGUAGUACUAAUAAUCACCUUAUUAGGUGAUAAAAGGAAUAAUUGCUGCUCAUCAUGAAGUAAUCAGAUACUCUCGUGAGGGUUGGUUUAUUAGAAUCGUCCACUAAGGUCAAUUAAGGCAGUCCGACGUUCUAGACAUGAAGCUGUGGACGCGCGCUUUGCAUACUUUUAAAAAAUAAGCUUUUUUUUUUGGAAGCCACUUGAUAUA
Juglans regia (Persian walnut) is the source of this 1150-nucleotide messenger RNA. Its product is annotated as extensin-2-like. The transcript is spliced from 2 exons. The record is from RefSeq and is a predicted model, not a curated record. NCBI's taxonomy places the organism in Eukaryota, Viridiplantae, Streptophyta, Magnoliopsida, Fagales, Juglandaceae. The coding region runs from base 61 to 930 and encodes 289 amino acids.